AUGGUGCUGUGCGACGUGUGCGGCCGGGCCGUGCCCUCCGAGGCGGCGGCCGGGCGGCGCCCAUCCCUGUGCCGCCGCCAGCCCCGCUGCCCGCUCUGCGCCGCCGCCGUGGGCUGCGAGGAGCUCCGGCGGCACAUGGACACGGCCCACCCGGAGCCGGGCCCGCCGGGCUCCCGCCGCCCCGGGGCGCCGGCCCAGUGCCCGUUCUGCGGGGAGGCUGCGGGGCGGGAGCUGGAGGAGCACGUCAGGGCGCGGCACGGGCACCUGCUGGGCGCCCCCGGCGCGGACACAGGAAAUGGUGAACAGCUGUAUGAAUGUCCUAUGUGUAGUCUUACCUGUACAAACAUUCAGAUUCUUGAAGAACAUGUUGAUUUACACUUAGAGGAACAUAACUUUUCAGAAGGUGGAGACAUGGGAGAUCUAGAACUGGCUCAGCAGCUCCAAACUGAAGAAGAUGAACGACAGAGAUCAGAAGAAGAGAAGCGAGAGAGAGAAGAAUUUGAAAAGCUGCAGAGACAGUAUGGCUUGGAUAAUUCUGGUGGAUUCAAGCAGCAAUUUCUAAAGAAUAUGGAAAGAGAAGUUGAUAGAGGAAGGAUGCAGCCCUUUGAAUAUCAUAAGAGAAAAGCUGACAUGAUGGAAAGUUUGGCUUCUGGUAUAGAUGAUGGGAGAACCAAGACAUCAGGAGUCAUUGAAGCAUUGUGCAAGUACUAUCAGAGUGAGAACAAAGAUGUGAGGCGUGUGUGGCUUUCAGCAGGAGUAGAUCACUUCCACUCAUCUUUGGGUGACAGAGGCUGGGGUUGUGGUUACAGGAAUUUCCAAAUGCUCCUUUCCUCACUGUUGCAAAACAGCUUCUACAAUGACUGCCUGAGAGAUACUACACUAAUUCCUAGUAUCCCAAAGAUACAGUCCAUGAUUGAAGAUGCCUGGAGAGAAGGUUUUGAUCCUCAGGGGGCAUCUCACUUCAACAACAGAUUACAUGGUUCCAAAGCAUGGAUAGGAGCAUGUGAAAUUUAUUCACUGUUAACCAGUCUCAGGAUAAAGUGCCAAAUCAUUGACUUUCACAAACCCACUGGCCCUAUGGGUACACACCCUCGCUUGUUUGAGUGGAUUUUGCAUUACUAUUCUGCAGAUAAUGAAGGUGGUGCAAAGGUGGUGUGUACUUCCAAACCACCUAUCUACUUGCAGCAUCAAGGUCACAGUCGUACUGUUGUUGGAAUAGAGGAGAAGAAGAACAAAAGCUUAUGUUUGCUACUGUUUGACCCAGGAUGUUCUUCCCAACAAAUGCAGAAACUGCUGAAACAAAAUAGUGAUGGAGCUGGUCUCAGACUACUUCGGAAAUUUGUGGGUAGCCUGAAAGAAAAGCAAUAUCAGAUAGUGGCUGUAGAUGGGGUGCUCUCUUUGGAAGAGAAAGCUGCUCGCUGCCGUGCUUCUCAGGUCUUAACAUCAGAGAAGAUUCCUUAAAGGAUACCUUUAUAACCUGCUUCUGGAACUUGCUGGGUGCAAAACAUUAAACUUCUGGACUGUGACCUUAACCCAACAAUUUUCAGACUUAAAGUGUGUCUCCAUAAAUGCGCCGGAGCUCUGGGAAAGCACAACACUGGAGUAAACCUGUAGUUUUUGUGUUCAGUCAAAACUCUGGCAUCCUGAUACAAAUGUAACUGUGAAAUAUACUGGUCCUUGUCUCACCAGAAAAUGUGUUAUUUUCUUAGUUGCCUAGAAUUAGCAACACCUGCUGUCUUGUAGCAAAUUCUCCACUGUUGGUAAUCAGCAGUGGAUAAAAAUACUAUGGAACUACUUCAUUGGAGUCCCUGUCAUGGUUUACCUCUGUAAAUGUGUUUAUGCUGCCACUGUGACCAGUCCUCUGUUUCUUUACAAUUCAGUCUGUUGCACCAGGGAUUAAUUUACCAGUAAACUUCUUUUCAAUUAGCUGGCUUCUCUAGAUGUAUCACUUGAAUACAUGUGCUUAGGAGGUGGAUCAGUGUUGGCAUUGGCUAAGAGGUCUAACAAAGCAGUGUCAGUGUCCAAAAUAGUGUGUAUGUGCUUUAGGUGCUGUGCAAGACAAUUCUUUGGGGUAGAGGAAGAAAAUAUUCCUUUUCUACCAUGAAUUAAUAAAAUUUAUAUAUUUUUUAAAA
This is a messenger RNA of Melospiza melodia melodia, 2132 nucleotides long. It is a transcript of the gene ZUP1, whose product is annotated as zinc finger containing ubiquitin peptidase 1. The transcript has 9 exons. Lineage: Eukaryota; Metazoa; Chordata; Aves; Passeriformes; Passerellidae. Bases 1 to 1461 code for a protein of 486 amino acids. The record is from RefSeq and is a predicted model, not a curated record.